This is a messenger RNA of Hevea brasiliensis (rubber tree), 2383 nucleotides long. RefSeq names its product cuscuta receptor 1-like. The record is from RefSeq and is a predicted model, not a curated record. Gene Ontology annotation, molecular function: protein binding. Bases 1 to 2025 code for a protein of 674 amino acids. NCBI's taxonomy places the organism in Eukaryota, Viridiplantae, Streptophyta, Magnoliopsida, Malpighiales, Euphorbiaceae. The transcript has a single exon.
AUGAGCAACAAUGAUCUCCGUGGCACAUUGCCUUCGUGUCUAGCAAAUUUAACAUCCCUUCAACAAUUAGAUAUAUCUUCCAAUCACUUCAUUGGAAAUAUCUCCAUAUCUCCCCUGGCGACUCUCACAUCCUUACAUAAAUUACAACUUUCAAGAAACCUUUUCAAAAUUCCAAUCUCACUACUGCCGUUCUUUAACCAUUCAAAGCUCAAGUUCUUGGAUUGUCAUGAGAACGAGAUAUAUGCAGAUAUAGAUGUGCCUAAUUUGACACCAAAAUUUCAAUUAGAGACCUUAGAUUUGUCAGGUCAAGGAGAUGGUGGAGUGUUUCCCAAGUUCCUCGAUUAUCAGCAUAAGUUAGAGUAUGUUGAUCUGUCAGAUAUUAAAAUGAAGGGAGAGUUUCCACAUUGGUUGAUUGGAAACAACACAAAAUUAUACACACUUUACUUGCCUAGUUGUUCUCUUUCAGGGCCCCUCCACUUGCCAAUGCAUUCCCAUGUGUAUUUGUCAGACUUAGAUAUCUCUGACAACAGCUUCAACAGUCCUAUUCCAACAGAAAUUGGAGUACAAUUUCCAAAUUUAUAUUUUCUAAACUUGUCUGGAAAUGGUCUCAUUGGUGACAUUCCUUCAUCAUUUGGGAAAAUGAGCCAAUUGAUAAAAUUAGACUUGUCCAGCAAUCGACUAUCAGGCAUAAUACCCCAAGACUUGAUUGUUGGAUGUAUUUCAUUAUUUAAUCUCAUUCUUUCAAACAAUAAUUUGCAAGGCCAAAUAUUCCCAGAACAGGCUAAUUGCAAAGAAUUGGAUCAAUUAUUGUUGGAUGGCAAUCAAUUCACUGGAAGUAUCCCAUAUAGCAUACUUAACUGCACCUUGUUGAAUAUGUUGGAUGUGAGUGAUAAUCAUCUCUUUGGUAGCAUUCCUGGUUGGAUAAGGAAUAUGACUUUUCUUCGAGUCUUGGAUCUAUCAGAGAACAAGUUCUCUGGAACCCUACCAUCUAGCUUUGUCCCUCCACAGAUCAGAGAAGUUUAUUUAUCAAAUAAUAGGCUACAAGGACCACUGACAAAUGCAUUUUACAAUUGUUCUGAAUUAAUGACAUUGGAUCUUAGUCGCAACUAUUUCACUAGAAGGAUUCCAGAUUGGAUUGGCAAGUUUCCAAAAUUGAGCUAUCUUCUUUUGGGUUAUAACAAUCUUGUAGGUGAAAUACCAAUUCAGUUGUGCAACUUAGGCCAAUUAAGCUUGGUUGAUCUUUCUAAUAAUAAUCUUUCUGGCCAUGUCCUCCCUUGCAUAACCGCUGCUAGCAAUAAGGUUAGGCAAGAAGAAGUUGGCACAAAUCCGUAUAUGGCUUCAUCUCCAGCUUAUAUGAAACAGCCUUUGGAGUUUACAACAAAGAGUAUAUCGUAUUACUUCCAAGGAAGCAUUCUCAAGUACAUAUCAGGGCUCGAUCUGUCCUGCAACAAUUUGACAGGUAAAAUUCCUGCUGAAAUAGGAAAUCUUAGCAUGAUCCAGGUGUUAAACCUGUCCCAUAACAGUUUGACAGGAUUGAUUCCGCAAUCAUUUUCAAACUUGAAGCGAAUUGAGAGCUUGGAUCUGUCCUACAACAAAUUGAAUGGCAAAAUCCCUCAACUCACUCAACUACAUUGGCUAGCUGUCUUCAGUGUAGCACACAACAAUUUAUCUGGCAAGACACCUGAGAUGGUUGCACAAUUUGCGACAUUUGACAAUAGUAGCUAUGAGGGAAACCCUUUCCUUUGCGGACCUCCAUUGUCUAAAAGUUGCUUUUCUUCAUCAAUAAUGCCAAGAGUUUCAGAGGAAGAUAAAAAAGAUCAUAAAAGAGAUGGUGGCUUUAUGGACAUGGAUGCUUUCUAUGUGAGUUUUCUGAUUUCUUAUGCCUUAGUGUUGUUGACCAUGGCUGCCAUUUUGUACAUAAAUCCAUAUUGGCGAAGAGCAUGGUUCUAUAUGAUAGAGUUGAGCCUCACCAACCUCUACUAUUUUCUGGUAGACAAUAUUCCUUUUUGGUUUAGAUGCUAUUGAAGUCUGGGUCUGCUAUGUACUUUAAAAGCAUUCAACCAUGAUGAGUGAGCUGAGUUUAUGUCCUAGUUUGAGUAAGCUAGGAUGGUUGCAGAAUAAUGAGCUGGAGCUGAUUGCAGAGUUCAGUUCAAUUAGCAGAGAUUCCAUUGAGAGCUUGUUUCAGUCUAAUGUUGAUUGGUGGUGGAUUUUUUUUUUUUUUUUUGGGGAUAAAUAUAUUGAUUAGUGUAGUUGUUAAGCUGUUAGAGCAGUUGUUGAGCUGUUAAACAGUUAGAGAGAGGAGCUGAUUGUAAUCUUUAUGCAAGGGAUUGAACCUUCUGUAAUAUGCUAUCUAUGAUUGAAUAAUAACUCUCUUCUUGCUCAA